AUGUGCGGGACUCUGUUGACGGAUCUCAACCCUAACCGAUCAGACACUGCCCAGGCUGCAUACAAUCUGGUGCGAUGUCUCGGGGCAGGUGCUUUCAUCGCCGCUCUCGAACCGCUGGUCAUGGCUCCUCAUCACUCGAGGGCUCAGAUGGCGGACCAUCGCUUGAGUAAGGGCAUUAUUGUCCAGGACGAAGUCGACCCCCAGUCUUCCGGGAGAGCCUGCGGGUAUAGCAAGUGGAUGUCAGAAGCUAUCUUUGCUCAUGUUCACAACCAUACGGAUAUGAAUGCGAGCCGUCCAACUAAGGACGCCCUCACCUCCCACGAUAUGCAAUCUGAGCCUCAACCAGAAGCCCGGCCGACGGCCUCAACCCUGACCGCCACCGCAAUGGCCUACCUAAAGGUCUUCAAGACCCUAGACCCCGACACAAUCGCCCCGAUCCAAGCCGAUAACUACAAGCACACCUUCGCCCCGGCGUCCCUGCACCCACCCGGGCCCUUCACGCGGGAAACAUUCGCCCACCACCUGACCCAGACGCGUGAGCUGCUUCGCAGCUUCCCCGUGCGCGUCAAGCAGCUGUGGCCCAACCCGUCGCUGAACCAGGUCAUCGUCUGGUCGGACUCGGAGACCGAGUUCCACGAGCAUGUGAAGGAUAGCAAUGGUGAUGGCGACGGCGACGAGUGGAAGUACAGGGGCGAGUACAUGUGGUUGCUGGCCAUGGACAAGAACGGGGAGAAGGUCGAGCACGUGUUGGAGUUCUUGGAUAGUAAGGGCACGGACCAGCUGAGGGCGUUGAUGGUGAGGGCGAGGAAGAGGAAGGAGGAGGUGGAGGGGCAUGGGCAUGGGCGGAUGGAAGGGGGGUGGGACAUGUGA
Messenger RNA from Anthostomella pinea, 870 nucleotides. Lineage: Eukaryota; Fungi; Ascomycota; Sordariomycetes; Xylariales; Xylariaceae. The record is from the annotation of a GenBank genome assembly.